This is a messenger RNA of Linum trigynum, 7009 nucleotides long. The record is from the annotation of a GenBank genome assembly. NCBI's taxonomy places the organism in Eukaryota, Viridiplantae, Streptophyta, Magnoliopsida, Malpighiales, Linaceae.
UGUCCUCGCUUGUGUGCUAUGCUCUCCUUUUUAAUAGAUGCGGUAUGCAUAUCCCAAAUCAAUUUAUGAAAAUUAGAAAGCCCUUCUUGGUAAGGUUUGUAAAUUAAUUGUGGGCUAACAAAGGCUUGUGUUCUGGCCACCUCUAAAGUUGUUGGGAUGUCUUGCUUUUUUUUAUGAUUCAAUUGCCUUGCUUUUUCUCCGUCAUCUGGUUUCUAUCAUUAAUCUUGGUGCUAACUGUUACACGCAGUCAAUGAUUUAGAACUUCAGGCUUGCUGCAAAGCUAUCUCCUUGUUCCUUUUGAUACAUGUUCUUAUGCAUAGUUUUGUGGGUAAAGGCGCAACAGUUUAAAUGAAAACUAACAUGAAUUUGGUUCUGAUUGCAGACCCCAAAUAACUAUAGCCACAGCAAUAGUGUUCUGUCAUCGAUUUUUCAUUCGCCAGUCACAUGGGAGGAAUGAUAGACGGGUAAGUUGUGCUUUACUUAGCCAUCAUCCUCAUUACCAUGCUCUUAUGAGGUUUAUAGAUGGGCAGUGGUAUCAUCUAGAUUUUUAUCAAAUACUGCGUUUAUGAUAAAAACUAGUGAUGAGUUGUCACUUGGGGAUAUUUUUGAAGAAUAUGCAGUUAGUUGGUGAGCAGGGGCAUAUAUGACUAAUUCUAUUAUUUAGCAUAGUUGCUCCCUUGCUUUGUAUCCGGUUAUAGUGGUUGUGUAUCUAUCAUGAUCAGGUUCUGAGUGGCUAUGGGGCCGUUUGGAGGUAGGACGGUUUAAAUGAAUGGAUUACACAAACGUUUAUCAUAAUAGGUAGAGCUCAAAUGUUUUUUUUUUUUUUUGUUUGGCUGUGUGAUUGCUUAAAAGUGAGACCCUUCAUUAAUUUUAGAAGUGCAAUAGAGUUGUUUAUGAUAAUUGCUACUGGUAUGGGGUUAAGGGUAAUUGGAUUUGCAAGAAAAUGGUGGGAUAAAAAAACUGAGAGAUUUCACUCUCUUAUUCACUGGGAUUGCAUGUAAGUAUGCCAUUUUUAGUUGAUCUUAAAUUGAUCAUAAAGCAUUAUGAGGUAAUUUGAACAGACGUGUAUGUGGCUGACAGCAAGUGCAUUCAAGUAUAGUCUACACAUCAGUGUUUUCUGUAAACGGGUACAAUCCAAUGUUUGCAGCAUGGUGAAACAAUCAUUAUGUUCUCCUUCCCUUUUCAUCUUGUGGUUGUGUGCUUCUUUUUCUCUCUCUCGCUCAACUACCAGUGCCUAACAUACCACACAUGCAUGUUCAUUAGGUUGAUAGUGCAUCGGUAGUGUUAGAUAAACAACUGCAUCAUUCCUGACUCUCUUAAUGUGCUCUGCAGACUGUAGCAACUGUGUGCAUGUUCCUUGCUGGUAAAGUGGAGGAGACUCCUCGUCCACUGAAGGAUGUAAUUCUUGUCUCGUACGAGAUAAUAAAUAAAAAAGAUACUACUGCAGCACAGAAGAUCAAACAGAAGGUGUGCUACUAAUUUUCUUCCCUAACUUUCAAAGUUGUUUUUGCACACGUAUAAUCGAAGCUGCUAUUUCUUGCCCUCUCUGUCUCUCUCUCUCUCUCAAUUCCUAUUUCAUAUCACUUAUUUGAGUCCUUAUGACAGCUUUUUUUGGUUUUGUUCUCCCGUCCUCCCUUGGAAGUAGAAUUUACCAACCUGUCAGUUCUGCUUUCAGUAAUCUUUACUCCUGAAACCCCUUGUACUGUACUGUACUGUACUGUAGGAGACUGCCAUUUGAGUUUUAGUGCAUAUACCAUAGGUAACAGUUGAAUGACAUUGACCUAGUACUUGGAAGUGGGCUUCAGUUAUCUUGCUCCCAGAAUCUUAAACUUGCCUCUAAUUCAUCUAUCAUCCGAUUGCUGUUUUUCAUGUCAACAGUAGUACUCUUUGUAGGUAGUCACCUUUGUCAUCUGGAUUUUCCUUGAGAGCUUGAUUACACAUUUCUCUUUCAAAAACUUGAAAGGUCCUUAAAUGGCCCAUUUGAAUUGUGCAGGAAGUAUAUGAGCAACAAAAAGAACUUAUUUUACUUGCGGAGAAGGUUGUCCUUAGCACUUUGGGUUAUGACUUCAAUGUCCAUCACCCUUACAAACCUCUCGUCGAGGCAAUUAAGAAAUUCCAAGUUGCACAGAAUGCACUUGCUCAAGUGGCUUGGAAUUUUGUUAAUGAUGGGUAUGCACGAGAUUAUUUUGUCCUUUGUGAUUUGACUUUCAGUGCAAUGGUUACUCUUCUCAUUCUCCUCUUCACACACUCUGGCAAGCGACUUGCAGACUGAGGACUUCACUCUGCCUGCAAUUUAAGCCACAUCAUAUUGCAGCAGGUGCCAUUUUCCUUGCUGCCAAGUUCCUCAAAGUGAAGCUUCCAUCAGACGGUGAGAAGGUCUGGUGGCAGGAAUUUGAUGUCACCCCACGCCAAUUAGAGGGUUGGUGUUCCUCCUUGAUUUUAUUGUGAAGUUCCUAUGUGGACUUAAGUGAGACUGUCCCGGCAUAGGAUUAAGGCUGCAAUACUGCCGUGAUGCUAUCUUGUAGCCUUUUCUUUGUCGAGAAUCUGAUUCUAGAAUGCUUGCUAUGACCUGAGUGAGUGAUCUGCAAUAAUUGAAUGGAAUGUUUAACCCUGUAGUCGAUGCUUGUUCUUUAUUGCAUUGACUGUCUCAUUUUAAGUCAGUUUGCCAUUUUUACCACUUUGAUUCCCUAUUGUGGCUGAGUGUUCUAUUAUUUUUCCUCUUGCAGAGGUCAGCAAUCAGAUGCUUGAACUAUAUGAGCAAAACAGAGUGCCUAUGUCACAGGGGAGUGAAGUGGAAGCUGGAGGGGGCCAAGCUCAUUCUGGCCCAUCCAAAACCCCCACUUUGAACGAGGAGCAUGCUUCAAAGCAAGCAUCUCGUUCGGCGGCCGAAAACUCAUAUGCAGAAAACCACAGGGUGGCACCAAGAACAACGCAGAAUCAGAGUAACAAUGAUAAUGGCAGUGCAGAGGGGGAUAGCCUUAUUAAAGAUCACAAGGCAGACUUGGAAAACAAGGAUGUUUUUCAACAGCAUCCAGAUAAUAAUGCUAAUUUGUCCCUGAAGGAAAACACGAGAGAAGUUCCAAGCAAAUCCAGGUCUGGGGCAGAGCGAAUAAAUGGAAAAGAACAAGAAAGAACCGAGGAAAGGAGUGGCGAAGGUGCGGAGGCAGCAGGAGAGGGGAAAGAUGAUACGCCACGGAAGUCUAGUAGUGGUAUGGCGGGGCGAAACUUGGAUGCUGCUAGAGAAGGCUCAGUCGGUCAAUCCCCUAAAGAUGCCAUGAAGAUGAUUGAUAGGAACAAGGUAAAGGCUGCACUUGAGAAAAGGAAGAAAGCUCGUGGAGAAUUGACCAGGAAAAAAGAUGUAUUGGAUGAGGAUGAUCUUAUUGAGAAGGAACUGGAAGAUGGGAUAGAAUUGGCAGCUGAGGAUGAGAAAAGCAAGCGGGAGAGGCGGCAGAACUACUGGUCCAAGAUGGAAAGUGCUGCAAAGGAUCAUGGAGAAAUUGACGAUGGGGAGAACCAUGAGGAAGGAAGAUCUUCUAGAGGGUUGGACGUAGAGAAUGCUGCUGAGGAAGGGGAAAUGUUGGAAGAUGAUGCUUUGGUUGUGUUGAACAGCCGAAAAAGGAAAGCUGGGGGUAGCCCGGACAGACAGCAGUCAGAGGGGAAGAAGCGACACGAUUAUUUGCCCAGCAACAACAAUUAUAGCCAUGAUUCUGUGGAAGAAGGACACAAGGUGGGCAGGGGUGGUGGGUACGGGGAUCACAGGAGGCAUGCUCAAGAGAAUCAUUCGUGAAGGAUCAGGGAAAAUGAAUGAAGCUUGCUUGCUUUGAGACUUUGCUGCUGAACUCUUCUCUUCUGUCUGCUCUGCCUCCUCUCAUAUUGGCUUUUGGUUUGGGAUUUUUUCGUUGUCUAAAAUGGCAUAUAUUCUCCGGGAGGGCACUGACUAAUAUGAAUGCUGGUGAUGAUGAGUUUAUGGCUAGGGGAUGAUGAGUUUAUAACAAUGGCAGGUGUGAGUCCCUUCCCCACCCCAAACCCCAAGAGAGAGAAAGAAGAAAAAAAAUUGUAAGAGUAAAGAAAAAACUGAGGUUGAGAGACAGGAGUUUGUAAGGUGGCAUAUUUUAUUGGCCUAGUGUAUCGAAAACAAGAAAAAAGAAGAAAAAAAAAUGGAAAAAGAAGUAGAAGGAAAAAUUUAGUGAUGAGUUAUUGAGUUGAGUACUCUGUGAAACUUUCUUCAUUCUCCUGUCGUACUAUAGUUCUGUGAUUUUGGUUUCAGAAGAUGGGUAGUAAGAUUUAUGUAAAUUUGUGUUCCUUCUCCUGCUGCUGCUGUUCUGUUGCUUAAUGCUUUACUAUUCGGUUUAGUUUACGUAGAUAUUUGGUCCAUUGCUGCGGACAUGAGGCCUGACCCUACAGUUGGGCUGUGUUUGGAGCCUGUUAAAACUUAAAACUAGACUUUGGUGUCUCCGGGUGUGGGACAUAGAAGAAAUUUUUUUUUUUUAUUGGAAGGAGGCUGAAAGCCAGAGAAACAAAGUCUCCGAGGAUCAAAGGGAAAAGCCUGGGCGGCCAUCUACAAGCAGAGGACUUCGCCCAAACUAUAGGCAGACAACUAUACUAAUCCCCUAGGCCAACAAUGACUUGUCUAGGGAAGCUAACACCAAUGAUGUCUUCGUACGAAGGAGUCUCUCUAGAUCCAUUGGAAGUUCAUGUAGUUCAUACGUACCAAAGGGAUAGACGAGACUGUGCUUCGAGAGCCAGUCCGCGACUCUAUUCCCUUCCCGAUAUGUAUGCACCAAACGAACUAUCCAAUUCUGAGCUAAUUGUCUGCGGAUUAUAUUCAAAAGGGUAGCAUGAGGGUGUACCGGAUCCCGUCUAUUGUUAAUCAGGUCAAUGGCUAGCUUGGAGUCGGUUUCCACAAUCAAACAUUGGAUGUUCUUAUUCCAAGCUAGCUCCAGCCCUCUAUAGAUGCCCCACAAUUCUGCAAGAAUAGCGGGCCCAGUGCCAAUAUUACAGCAGAAGCUGCUGAUCCAAUCGCCAUUCUCGUCUCUGAUGCACCCACCUGCUCCCAUGAGGCUUGGAUUAUCUUGAGCUGAGCCAUCAGUGUUAAGCUUGAACCAUCCAGCUGGAGGUGGACGCCAACCUAUAAGUCUUUCUUCUCGAUCUGGUCUUGUCGAUUAAUUGAGUCUAGCAGCUGUUGUUUCCCACGUCUUUGUCCAGUCCUUCGCUUUUGAGAUUAUAUAAUUGAUCAAGGUCGGUCUUGACAAUCUUGCCCCUUUGAAGAUGAAGUCAUUUCGAUGUUUCCAUAUGUACCAACAAAUAAGGGAGAAGAAAUUGUUCCAGCCGCCUAUCUCUUCUGUUUUUUCAUCCUUUUCCAGAUUCUGCUUUAGCCAGGAAUCGUAAUCUGCAGCAAAAAAAUCAUGUUGUAAUUGUUGAGGAACUAUUUUCUCCCAAACCUGUUUAAUAGUCCUGCAAUCUCUCAAGCAAUGCAUAUUAGUUUCAGUCUCCAAGUCGAAGAGUGAGCAAUUGUCGUUGGAGGUGAGAUGUCUGUAUUUUCUGAUGUUGUUAGUCGACAACCUCCCCUUUGCAGCUGUCCAAAUGAAUAAACGCACUCUUUCUGGUACGUGUAGCUGCCAAAUCAUUCGCCAUGGAAUUAGAUUCGUGCCGGAUGUCUGGGGCGUUGCUAGAGUGUAGGCCGUGGUUGUGCUAAAUCUGCCAUUAGCGGUUGGUUUCCAGAAAAGUUGAUCUUCCUCAGUAGAGAAAGGAUCUAGCAGAAAAGCUCUCAGUUUGUCCAAAACAUCCUGUGGCAGAUAGCCAACCAGCUCUGCUAUCUUCCAACCUGCAUUGGAGUCUCAAUAGUCAGCAACCUUUUUGUUUUGAGCCUCCAGGGGAACAUCUGAUGUCGCCAAAUCCAUUAGCCGUUCCUGCAAAAGCCAGGGAUCCCACCAAAAGUUAGUAUGUUUCCCGUUCUUAACAUUUCUGGCAGCCCCCUUGCAUUUAAGUUGGGUAGUAUGAUUGAAACUACGCCAAGCAUGUGAACUUCCCUUAGUCUUCUUAAGGAUCUGGACACCAUCCCUGCCACUUCCAUAUCUGCUUCUGAGCGUUUUUGUCCAUAAGGAUUUAUCAUCAGUUGCUAGACUCCAAGCUCCCUUGGCCAACAUUGCUUGGUUGGCCAACCUAGUAGGCCGAAUCCCCAAUCCUCCAUGGGAGCGAGGAAGUACACCCUGGUUCCAAGCCACUGUGUGAAGUUAAUAGCAUAAAUUUCCCUUCCUCUAUGAAAAAGAAAAAAAGUUAAUAGCAUAAAUUUCCCCUCUACUAUUACAUUUCUCAAAUAUGUCUCUCCAUUAUUUUUCACAUCAUAUUUGCCCACCUACUAUAUCAUGUUAUCAAAUUUACAUUUAUAUUAUUUUUUUCGUCCAAACUUUGUUAAGCGUGGACAAACUAUCGACUGUCCUGCUGAAAUAACUAAAAUACCCUCAAUUAUAAAUGAAAAAAAUAAAGCAUAAUGGUAUUUUAAAAAUAUUCACUUUGUACAAAACGGUUACAAACCUUUAAUUUUGCAUGUUUCAGUAACAUAUGUUUGGACUAAUAACAAAAAGGUAAUUCCAUCUAUCUUCAUCCAAAAUUCGGUUUGUUCCAGUCAGCAUCCACAUCAUCAAAACAAUUAAUAAAACUAAAAUAAAAACCAAUUAAACCUCAACAACCCACCCGACCACCACCCCAAUCCAACUAGGGAUGGCAACAAAACCCGAUCCCACGGGUACCCACCCGACCCAACCCGGUCAACGCGGGUAAAAUCCGUGUUGACGGGUUUUGGGCGGGUUUGGGUUUAAACCCGUUCACUAUUCACCGGGUUGGGUUGGGUUUGGGUUUAGGUAAACCCGACCCAUGGGUACCCGCCCAUACCCAUAUAAUUAAUUUUCUAGGUAUAUUUAAUAUUCUAAACAACUAAUCUUAUUUAUGUUUGUGGAGAUAUGUCUACUUUUUUCUUUCUAAUUGUGUAGAAUGAAGUUGAUGUUAUCGA